Lineus longissimus is the source of this 2934-nucleotide messenger RNA. Its product is annotated as T-complex protein 11-like protein 1. The transcript has 10 exons. Lineage: Eukaryota; Metazoa; Nemertea; Pilidiophora; Heteronemertea; Lineidae. Gene Ontology annotation, biological process: signal transduction. The record is from RefSeq and is a predicted model, not a curated record. The coding region runs from base 301 to 1854 and encodes 517 amino acids.
UAUCCAGAUUUCUGACCAUACAAAAUGGCGCUGAGUCUGACGUCAUAUCCGUAAAUAUUGUAAAUGUGCUUCAGUCAUAUGUCACUGAAAAAGGAGCUUCUAGAUGGUUGUAUGAGUAAUAUCCCGAUUUGUGAAUACAUAGAAUGCGACCGAUCUGAUUACGACAGUUCAUAAAUACAUCAAGAAACGAUUUACGCCCUAACACCCAUGUUUGUGUGAAUGGUACAGGUGAUUAUCACUACAGAAUCCAGCGAAAAGAAUUGACCAACCAAGAAGAACCAAGACUCUAAUUCCACCAAAAUGGAUCACAAUGAGCAAGAUGACCAGUUGAAUGAUUCGUUUGAUGGAGAAUUCCCUCCACAAGGGUCCUCAGACGUCAGCGGCUUAGAUUCAUCAAGUGAUGCUGAGACCUUACAGAAGAAAAGGAGGACAGUCAGUCCUUUUGUGGUUGCAGCAUCUCCCCCAAAGUUUGUCACCUUUGACAACAUAAUGCAGGCUGCCAGUGGUGUGUCCAACAUGGCUCUAGCUCACGAGAUAGCAGUUGACAGUGAAUUCAAACUGGAGAAACUGGAAGCACCCCAAAACAGCAUCGAGAAACAGGUGAAGGAGGUCAUGCACAAAGUAUUCUGGGACGUGUUGCAAGAAAAGUUAGCACAAGAUCCACCAGAUAAUUCACAUGCUUUGCUACUACUGGCGGAAGUCAAAGAGAUUCUGCUGACAAUCUUACUGCCACAACAUCAAAGGUUAAAAGUCCACAUCGAGGAGGUUCUUGACCUUGACCUUAUUAAACAAAAGGCAGAAAAUGAAGCGAUGGAUAUAAUGUACUAUGCUGACUUCAUCAUCUCCAUCAUGGCUCGUCUAUGUGCCCCCGUCCGAGAUGAUCAAAUUGCCAAGUUGAGGGAGGUGAAGGAAGUUGUGCCACUGUUCAAGGAAGUAUUUGCUGUCUUGGACUUGAUGAAAAUGGACAUGGCCAACUUCACAAUCCAGCAGAUCCGGCCGUAUCUGCAGCAGCAAUCGGCAGAUUAUGAGAGGAAGAAGUUCCAGGAUUUUAUUGCAGCACAAGAAGAAAUUGGAUUGGACGGCCUAGAAAUGACCAAAAAGUGGUUAGAGAGGAAUUUUACGAAACUUCAGUCGGAGAGUUCUUCGCAAUCCCAGGGUGCCUCUGCAUCAAGCACACAGAACCUACUGACACCGGCUUCCAUUCUCAACACUGCCUAUAUCGAGCUUCUUAACUGGGAUGAGAACUUACAGUUAUAUCCAGAGACCUUGGUGAUGGACUAUACCCGUUUCUCCGAUCUGCGUGACAAGAAAAAAAACUUGUCGUUGAUCUCUUCGUUACUUCUGUUGACAUACACCACAGCUGGUCAGGCUAUUGCUGGCAUCAAUGGCUUCAAGGAGAAACUCAAGAAAGAAAUUGCCAUAUUGCUUGAUGGAGUUCCAGAGAGUGAAAUUAAGAGCAAAAUAGCACACGUUGCAGAUCAUGUGAUCCGUCAAGUGGAUGAAUGUCUCGUUAAACAUGCAUUCCCAGCUCUUGAUCAGAACCAGCAGUCAUCUAUCAGAGGGCAGUUUGUGGAGGUCGUCAACAGUCAGCACCCUGUUCAUACCAUUAUCACUGCACGUGUUCAUAAAUUCAUCAAAGAGCUAAUGGUGACCGGAUGUAAAAGUCCAAUGAAGCUACCCCCAGGUCUAUCAGCUGUCGAGACGGAGCUGAGCCAAGUCACCGGACAGUUCCUACGCCUUGUUUCACAUAAUCGGUCAGUGUUUGGACUUUAUUACGCAGACAUUAUUAGUACGAUGUUACGGAGAGAGAGGGAUGAGGAGGUUGAGGGUGGGCAGGCUUCUGCAAUGGAUUGAGAAUAAGGAGCAGUUUUGUCAGGCUACAAUGAGGUUUACACUAUCGACAGUAAUGGGUUAACAAACUUAAUGAAACUUGCUGGCAUGUGCUGGUGUCAGACAAAUGAUACAAAAAUCCAAAGCAGUUACGGGUGCUUCGAAAUUUGUACAUAGAUUUUAAUGGGACAAAAUCAGGAAUUAUUCAGAAUUUGGAUAUAUGUUGCUUCACAGUAUCAAGCAAAAUGAAUUAUCAGUUGUAUACUUGGCCUGCUUGUCAGCCUUGGUGUUUCCGUAAAUAGCUAUUUACCUUGAGAAUUGAAUAGCUAGGUCUGUGUUCGUCACUGGUAAUAAUGUGACAUGUGUUUCCCUACAGUUUGAGCCUCUUGUGAUAUCAGAUACGAGGAAAAGUCUUCGUGGCUAUGUAUGUAAACUGCAGGUUGUUGGGCAACCAUUAUGUAGCCUUGAUGAGAUGAUGGAGCUCUCUUCACAUGAGAUGUUUGUACAUAUCACUGGACAUCUAGGUCAAUUCUUAAGUUAUUGCAUCAACAAUAUAUGCAGGAAAGACGCUAAUAAUCAUUGCAUCAUGACCUUCUUGUGAGUUUACCACUGCAAUUGGUGUACAUCUCACUCAUAUAUCAAUGUCUUGUUGAUCGUUGACACUCAAACCUUCAUGUGUUUCUUUACCACACAUUAUUCUUUGCACUAAAGAAAUAUUGUGAUGGCAACCAAGCGAGAAUGGAACUUGUCAGAUGAUCUUCUGCCAUUAUUUGUUUUAAGAUGACUAUUGUAUAUUUCAUGUGAGAAUGUCAACUGUAUAUAAUGGUUUAUAGUUUAUUUUUGUGGUAUGAUUUGAGAUCAGGUCUCCAAACCUGGCCAAGUUGAUGGCUAUCAGGUGUUGAGUUCAUCAUAACAGACCUCGCAAUGGGCUUCUGGUACAUGUUGCAAGGAGCUGUGUUGGGUUUGUGGCUCGGUCUCUGUCUUGCAGUCAUGAGAGUCAAUCCCGACUGUUGGCUUGAGACUCUAGGUAGUGAGUAAGUGAGUUAGUGAUUGUACAGCUGAGUCUUGAGAGUCAUUUAUUGCCAUGCACUUUCUGUCUCAUUC